AUGUGCGAGCGGGCUACUGGAGUGGAUCAAGCAGCAGGCAUGAGCCUUAUUGUCUUCAGUCUUUUGCUGUUUACGUACUAUUCUAUUUGGGUCAUUGUUCUGCCUUUCAUGGACAGUGAUCAUGUAUUACACAAGUAUUUUCUUCCACGAGAAUACUCAGUAAUUCUUCCUGGCAUUGCUGCAGUAGUACUGCUCCUUUGCGUAGGAGCCUUCACUGCUGUAGUCCUUUGGAAGAAUAAGAAUCCCAAAAAGGUUAACUAA
This is a messenger RNA of Nerophis lumbriciformis (worm pipefish), 261 nucleotides long. The record is from RefSeq and is a predicted model, not a curated record. NCBI's taxonomy places the organism in Eukaryota, Metazoa, Chordata, Actinopteri, Syngnathiformes, Syngnathidae.